UCUAAGCCAGCAGUUCAAACAGGUAUAUCACAAACUUAUCCCCUUACAAGGGCAAUGUGCUUUGAAGCUACUGUCUCUUUGAUUCGUCCUUUAAGACCACAAUUAAGGAUAUAUAUAGGCCCCUGCGCUGUUCAAAGCAGCGUGGAAAGAUCAGUGCACGGAUUGACAGUCAAGUGAUGUCGUUUGCACAGGUGUGUGUGUGUGUGUGGAAGCGUGUAUCCAAGUUUAUGUUAACGUUACAUAAAACGGGUGCAAUAAAUCAACAACCGAGUGAGAAAAUUACGCAAAUGGGGGUUUUCCUCUGCUCUCUACUGCACCUGAGUCAUUUCGAAAUAGUGGGCGUUGGGUUAUAAAGUGAUUAGGGUAAUGGCAAUUCCACUUUCAUGCUGUUUGGCACACACUCUCUUUUCCCUGCGUGCUCCUUUCACACUGCUGACUCAAACUGCAGAGAUCGCAUUCACGGCUCAUGAGCACAGCACUCAAGCUAGUAUGUGCACAGCAAAAUAUGAUCAUCAGGUUUUCAGAUCGGUGGGUUGGAUGAUGUUUUACUCCUCAAUUUUCUUUACACAAAGUUUAUGGUUUCAUUACUGGACUAUAUUACCUCAAGAAGCAUUUUGCCGUGGUUUCGUCGUCUUGCAAAUCAGACAAAUGUCGUCCACGGUUAAGACGGUAAUCUUUGUUUUAUCAGGUUAAUGGCUUUCUAUGCUUUGUUGUCUAGCCUAUUAUUGUCAUAUUGCUUUUUUAGAAAUACAUUUUGCCCUUCUCUCGCUGAGUUCCCUGCACCUCACCCCGAAAUCGAGCUUCAUACGUCAAAACCUCAAAUAAAAAUAAAAUAAAAUACAAAAAAAAUCUGCCACACAUAAAUAGGAAGCACAUCCCCAGGUCCUAUUUAAGUUUCUGAGGUUGAAGUACAUUUGUGUUGUGCAAAACAUUGCUUCUGAUUACUGCAUAGGUGGUGAUGUGAUUAUAUUUCAAUAACCCAUCAACAAGUGUAAUUAUUCUGCAAACAUUUAAGAAUAUGAAAACAACUGUUCUUCACUUCUUUUUCAAUCUCUGUAUACAGUAAAAAGAAAUAUUGACCAAAGUGCAAUGUAUCAUUUAAGAAGGCAUGUAAUAGUUGUCAGAUGACUGAAAAAAAAAAAAAUCCAAUAUAAAUAUUAUGAGUUGAAAUAUACUACUCCCUUUUACACAAGAUGCUCAACUGAGUGCUUGGUUUAUCUAUAAAAAGAGGAGGAUUCAAUGUAAAUAGGAAUUCAUGGAGAUAAUGUAGGACUGUACAUUGGAUGCUAUGUGUUUGCUCCAACUGCAACUGUAAUCUUCAAUCAUCUCAGAAGGUUUCAGUGUGUCCAUCAGCAGUGUGAGUGGUUAGUUAUUAAUGGUUUGUAAUUGAUUAAUAAUCCACUGAAGAUCAAACAUGGGCAAGGGGAGAUUUGAGGAGGGGGUGAAAGAGCCACCCUUCAAAGGGGGGGCGCAGAUAGCACCUUAAAGGUGAAGGAGAUGGCCCUCAUUUGCAUAAAAAUGAAAGUUGCGGUCUUGAUCUGGAGCAUUUAACCAAUGCGCACCGUCCUGGUGCAGCACACGCUGCUGCCGCAGCAAUUGAAGAGAGGAGUGAAGUGAGGAGGUGAUGAGGAGGAGGAGAGAGAGAGAGGAAAACCCUGAAGUGCACUGGAGCAAAGGGGAGUAUCCCGAGGUGAGGAGGAGAGAGAGAGAGCGCUGACACGGGGAUGAGAGACUAAUAAAUAGCUAGCAGAGGAGAGGAGGAGAAGGGACACUGGUUUGUGCACUAAGACGUUUGCACCCAUCAAGAUAAGGCGGGACGUUCACUAGCGGACUAACUAAUUAACGGCGCUGGAGACUGCGCCAAAACGCACCGGGGAUCCCUGCGUCUACACGUGCAACUUUUCCUUCCGCUCCGCUUGACGGACCUUCUGUGCGAGGAGCUUUCCACAGCCCCAUCACUUGGAUCGUGCUGCAGACCGGGAGUCGUGUCUGUGAUGGGGGCAGCGGCGGAGGUUGGGAGCUUUAACGGGUUUCUGGACAGCUUUGGUGCCGCCGCCGGAGCCUCGGCACCCGUCGGCUCUCAUUUCGUUCUCACCCCGGCCGGAGCGAUGGACUACAACUCGGUGAGCGGGCUGAUGAUGGGGGGACAGACGCAGGAGCACCUGGUGUCCGCGGAGCGACUGUCCCGGAGCUUAGCGGACCUGAGCCACCUGAAGGGGAUUCUGAGGCGGCGGCAGCUCUACUGCAGAACCGGCUUCCACCUGGAGAUCCGCCCCGAUGGCACCGUGCAGGGGACCAGGAAGGACCACAGCAGAUUCGGUAUUUUGGAGUUUAUCAGUCUGGCUGUGGGUCUUGUGAGCAUCAGAGGAGUGGACAGUGGUCUUUACCUCGCCAUGAACAGCAAGGGAGAGCUGUAUGGAUCGGAGAAGCUCUCUGCAGAAUGCGUCUUCCGGGAGCAGUUUGAAGAAAACUGGUACAACACUUACUCGUCCAACAUCUACCGACACGGAGAAAAGGGUGCCUUUUACUUUGUUGCUUUAAACAAAGAUGGGACAUCCCGCGAUGGGACAAGGUCAAGGAGGCAUCAAAGGUUCACUCACUUCCUACCAAGGCCCGUGGAUCCGGACAGAGUACCAGAACUAUACAGGGAUGUACUGGGCCAAAGCUGAACACCAAGUCUUAAAACCUCUCUUGGCUGAGAGGUGACCCAAGUGCACCUCAUCCCAACCUUCUGUAAGACAGAUCGAAGGUGGGGGCAAAUAGGGAUCAUGGCGAACACCACCAUAUCAGCACUCCCCCAACAAUGGAAGGAAGGACAGUGACCUCCUCCGAAGCAGUCGGGAAGUGGGACAGAAAAGCACAAUUGGAAGAUAUGAUGGACAAGGUGACCCAUGUCCCCUCAAUGGCCUAUGCAGAGGAUCAUAUAUGAAGAUGUGACCAUUACUAAAUCCAACCUUCUGCUGGUCCUAACUGCAUGUUUCUGCAGGCACAUGUGUGACACUGAUAUCAGAGAUUUGCAGGUGUAGCCUGUCCUACUGUGGCAGGUUAGUUUUGUCAUUAAAUGUGGCUGCUAAGUAAAACCUUUCCACAGAUACAUCAUCACUUUUGUAAUGUAACAGGUUUACAAAAAAGGUAGUUUUAUGCACUGGAAAGGAGCCAUGUUUGCUUUGGGAGAUCCAAUGGAGACUCUACUGAUUAAAAUGGACUUCUGUUGCUUCGUAGUCGGAUGCUGCUCACAGAAUGUGCAUGAGGGAAGAAAGAAGAAUCACAGAUAAGACUACUUAUCGAAACUACUUCUUCUGUGAUGGAAUAUCAUGUCUGUUCUUUUGGAUAGUCAUUCCGGUGAAGGAAUUUGUUGUUUUUGACUAGUUAAAGUCAACCAGCAUGGGAAAGAUAGAGACACCUUUACAAUCAUGUCAGCAGAUUUUAUUCUUAUUUAUAUUUUGUUUCUUAGGAAAAACACUAUAUUUAUUUCAUAUAUUUAUUUAUUUGAGAAUAUAUUUUUACAAGU
Messenger RNA from Synchiropus splendidus (mandarinfish), 3511 nucleotides. Its product is annotated as fibroblast growth factor 20-like. The coding region runs from base 1995 to 2669 and encodes 224 amino acids. The record is from RefSeq and is a predicted model, not a curated record. The transcript is spliced from 3 exons. Gene Ontology annotation, biological process: cell differentiation; fibroblast growth factor receptor signaling pathway; positive regulation of protein phosphorylation. Gene Ontology annotation, molecular function: growth factor activity; fibroblast growth factor receptor binding. Gene Ontology annotation, cellular component: cytoplasm. Lineage: Eukaryota; Metazoa; Chordata; Actinopteri; Syngnathiformes; Callionymidae.